GAAUUGGCAUUCGUAUUUGCUACCUCAUAUGGAGCAACGUUCUGACGGGCGGUCGUGACGGCGAGCGGCCGCAUUGAACCGGUCAAUUUAGGCGUCACGUCGCCAGAGAUGAGAUCUGUAUAUAAACUCAGCUUCCUCGUCCGUCGGUCUUAUUCUUGUCUCAUCAUCAUCAGCACAUCGCCUAUCUCGAUAAUAUCUAAUCUUCAAAGAACUAUCUUACUAUCCUAAUAAGUAGUAAUUCUUUACUAAUUCUCCCUCCCCAAAACCGCCAAGAUGAAGUUCUCCGCUGCCGUCAUGGGUGCUGCCCUCCUCGCCUCCGGCGUCUCCGCCGGCAGGGCCAUCGUCAAGAACAACUGCCAGAAGACCGUCUACGUCCAGUCGUACCCCUACGACGGUAGCGCCCCUGGCCCCUUGACCACCGUCAAGACGGGAGAGUCUUUCUCCGAGGACUUCCGUGCCGCCGGUUCCACCGUCAAGAUCGCCACAAACAAGAACCUCGAUGGACCUCUCUUCUUCGGCUACUCCUUCUCGGGCAACCCCGACCGCGCCUACUACGAGUUCAGCACCGAAUGGGGCAACCCCUUCGCCGACUCCCACAACGUCCUCACCCCCGGCGAUGGCUGCGAGCAGUUCAACUGCGCCGCGAACCAGGCCACCUGCUACAGCACCACGGCGCACAAGAUCGUCUACGGCUGCCCCCAGCCCGUCGACCUGGAGGCCGACCUCUGCGUCUGAGAAGUUUGACGACGAGGCGACGAUGCCCUUCCUCUCAAACCAGAUAGCGGCAACUAGGCGGAAACGCUUGGCCCCUUAUCUGUUUGAGCUUCUCGCUCUCUCGAGUAAGCGGGUGAGAGAUGAUCCGAUGGAAUUAGAUAUCCCUAUAAGCGACUGCUGAAGCUUAUGCGUUGCGUCUUUGGAGUACAUAAGAAAGUGUGCAACGCGUGGUAGAAUAUUUUUUAAUAAUAAAAAAAAUAUCAAUA
Daldinia caldariorum is the source of this 980-nucleotide messenger RNA. RefSeq lists its product as uncharacterized. NCBI's taxonomy places the organism in Eukaryota, Fungi, Ascomycota, Sordariomycetes, Xylariales, Hypoxylaceae. The record is from RefSeq and is a predicted model, not a curated record. The transcript has 3 exons. The coding region runs from base 274 to 735 and encodes 153 amino acids.